Molecule: messenger RNA, 1000 nt
Organism: Raphanus sativus (radish)
Lineage: Eukaryota; Viridiplantae; Streptophyta; Magnoliopsida; Brassicales; Brassicaceae
Product: superoxide dismutase [Fe] 1, chloroplastic-like
Exons: 7
Coding region: 182-637 (151 amino acids)
Biological process (GO): superoxide metabolic process
Cellular component (GO): chloroplast nucleoid
Molecular function (GO): metal ion binding; superoxide dismutase activity
Source: RefSeq, a predicted model, not a curated record
UCUCUGCAACGCUCAUGUGAGUUUCCUCAUCACGGUUCCUGUCUCGAGAGGGAAGAGGGAGCACUGUGCGUACGUUUCUAGAAACCUGAACAGAGUUAGCUACUUCUGGUCUCUCGGAUUGCGAGCUUUCUACUUCUCCUUCCCGCUCUUCCUGUGGAACUUCGAUUCUACUACAAAAGAAAUGGCUGCUUCAAGUGCUGUAACCGCUGACUACGUCCUCAAGCCACCUCCAUACUCUCUGGAUGCUCUGGAGCCGCAUAUGAGCAGACAAACUCUAGAGUUUCACUGGGGAAAGCAUCACAGGGCUUACGUGGACAACCUCAAAAAACAGGUUCUUGGAUCCGAGCUCGAAGGCAAGACCUUAGACCACAUCAUCCUCAACACUUACAACAACGGCGACCUCCUCCCUGCCUUCAACAACGCUGCUCAGGCAUGGAACCACGAGUUCUUCUGGGAAUCAAUGAAACCAGGUGGUGGUGGAAAACCAUCAGGAGAGCUUCUGGCUCUGCUUGAAAGAGAUUUCACUUCUUAUGAGAAAUUCUAUGAUGAUUUCAAUGCUGCUGCUGCCACUCAAUUCGGAGCUGGCUGGGCCUGGCUUGCUUGGGACAUCUGCAAAUCAAAUGCUUGCAAGCCAUGAUGCUCUUCGGACUCCCGUGGUAAAUGGGCAGAGGCUCUCUUUUGGAAUGACACCAAAGACUCGGAGGCAACCAAAACCUGGAGAGAUAAUGCUUUCUGUACAUGGCUCUCCUUUGGGUGUCUAUAAAGAAGAUGACAACAUGGGAGCUAUUAAUGAAGAAGACAGUUGAAGAUUGCUUCAAAAGGUUCAGAAACUUGCUGAUUCUCAUUUAGUCUAAGCUAAGCUAAUGUUUGCUGUGCAUGUCUAUUUAGAUUUCAUAAAUUAUGUUAGUAUAUAUAUAUAUAUGAAAAUUCUGCCUUGUAAUUUACCAAAAUGUGUUCAAGACCAUUUGUUUCCUCUCUUUUAUCUAACUAUUUUAUAAUC